Drosophila melanogaster (fruit fly) is the source of this 450-nucleotide messenger RNA. RefSeq lists its product as uncharacterized. The transcript has a single exon. NCBI's taxonomy places the organism in Eukaryota, Metazoa, Arthropoda, Insecta, Diptera, Drosophilidae. The coding region runs from base 36 to 230 and encodes 64 amino acids. The record is from RefSeq and is marked reviewed.
AAACAGUCUUGAUUGCUCGCAGCAUUUGUCACAAUAUGCUAAUUGUUCGCUAUCUAAUCGCCUUGGUCUUUUCCAUUUUCAUGGUGGCCACAUCUCUAAAGAUCGAGGAGCGCUACCGGCGGUGCAAUGGCUACAAGAUAUCCACUCCGGAUCGAUUGGUCAUCAAAAUGGAACGACGCGGCGGAAAGUGUCCAACCAAGUUCCUAGAAAGGAGGCGUCUAAAAGUUUAAGAUAUCGAAUAAAGGAUCCUAAAGCCGAAAAUCAGUGAUGGAAAAUUAAAGCCUCAGAGGCAAUUUACCAAUGUAUCAAAUUCAGUCAAGUGAAAUUUAAAAAUAUAAUUUGAGUUUACUGAGAUCACCUGCUAAGCAAAAUUAAACAAAAACUUAAAAAGAGGCACAAUGAGUGUUUUUUAAAAAUUUAACUAUGACAAAUUUUAAACUAGUGAUUGGC